CGAAACGAUCGCUUCCUCUUAGCGCAAGAUAAGUAGGGUCAUGAGGCUGCCGAUGAUGUCGACCGGCCGCGGAAGAUGUAGCGGAGGACGGUCCUGGCCGUCUGCAACUUCGGUAUCGUCUUCGGGUAAGAGAAUUCAGAAGGAGAUGUCGGAGCUGAGUAUGGACCCGCUGCCGGACUGCUCCGCCGGUCCCAAAGGCGACAAUCUCUACCACUGGGUCGCCACUCUCUUCGGUCCCUCCGGGACGCCUUAUGAAGGAGGCAUAUUUUUUCUUGAUAUAACAUUCCCGGGAGAGUAUCCAUUCACAGCACCCAAGGUCAUUUUUAAAACUCGAAUCUACCAUUGUAAUGUUGAUCCUGCCGGAAAUGUUAGUCUGCAAAUCCUGAAAGAAGGGUGGAGUCCAGCUCUAACUAUCUCGAAAGUUCUGGUGGCGCUCAGAUCAAUAUUUACCAACCCGGACCCCUACAAACCACUUAUUCCAGGCAUCGCCGAGUUAUACUUGGCCGACAGGGCUAAACACGAUGAAGUAGCUGCAGAGUGGACUCUACGAUUCGCGAGGUGAAUCCAAUGCAGUUAAGGUCAUGAAAUGAUGUUGUGCUAUGUGCACGGGAAAAUUUGUUUAUUCAGAUGGCACUUGGGAAUCAAAUGAUCUGUCCUGAGGCAUUGUUCCAUAUCCCUGAUUGCUUUUGCCCUUGCUCUUGCUCAGCUUUGAAGUAAUCAGCAACUUAUUACAAGAUAUGUAGAGCUCUUGUUCCUGUGUUGUAUUAUUUGUUUCAUCCAAUGUUGUUACUAAGUUGCAUAAUCAUCUUUGAGACCUUGUGAUAUGAUGAAGAAUUGCAGCCAUUUGGUCAUAUUUUGUAAUGUUAUCAUCCAUUUGUGGCA
This is a messenger RNA of Andrographis paniculata, 882 nucleotides long. RefSeq names its product constitutive photomorphogenesis protein 10. The transcript has 4 exons. The record is from RefSeq and is a predicted model, not a curated record. Gene Ontology annotation, molecular function: ubiquitin conjugating enzyme activity. Gene Ontology annotation, biological process: protein polyubiquitination. Gene Ontology annotation, cellular component: nucleus. NCBI's taxonomy places the organism in Eukaryota, Viridiplantae, Streptophyta, Magnoliopsida, Lamiales, Acanthaceae. The coding region runs from base 41 to 562 and encodes 173 amino acids.